GGGCCGCGGAUGGGCUCUGGCGGCGCCAUGGCGGCCGCGGCUCGUAGCUCGGAUAUGUUUGAUGAUAUCGUGAUGGCCGAGGAGAGGUUUCAUGGUGAGGGCUAUCAGGAGGGGUAUACUGAAGGCAGUCAUGCUGGGGUUGUUGAGGGGAGGAGAUAUGGAUCGCUCCAUGGUGCCAAGGUGGGAUCUGAGAUUGGCUGCUACCUUGGGUUUGCACUGACAUGGCAGUGUCUGCUCCAGAAAUGCACAGAUGAAAAGAACAGCAAAAAGGUAAAGGCUCUGGAUUCAUUAAUAGGCAUGAUUCAGAAAUUCCCAUAUGGAGACCCCACCUAUGAGAAGCUACAGGAAGAUAUGGAAAAAAUCAGAGGAAAGUUUAAACAGGUUUGUUCAGUGCUAAAUGUUCAGUCUGGUUUUAGAAUGGGUACUGAAAGAUCUUCACUAACGUUUUGAACAUGGUAACAGAUGAAGAUAAACAUGGAUGGCCAAAGAAGAAACAUUAAGAGAACAGCUAACUGGAAAAGUGUUUCUCUGCUCUUACGUUAAAUUAGUGAAGAGGUGCUGAUUAUUAAAGGGAAAACAGCUGAGCCUGCCAUAGUGCUUCACAUGGCAUUUAACAGUUCUUAUCUCCAGGUUUUGUUUGGGUGUGCUGAAACCUAUAAAAUAGAAAUACUUUAAUUCUUCACUAGUCCUGCACUGAAAGAUUAAUUCCUCAAAAGGAAAAGAUAAGCAAAGUGUCCUUAUUUAAAGGGUAUAUGUUACUUAAAGAUCUGUGUAUGCAGAUGAUUCAGUUUACACAAUGUGUAGGUAUUGUAGUGAAGUGGAAACAGGAUCAGUUGCCUGCAGGCUUUGCAGCAGGAAGCAGUUUUGUGCAGAAAGGGUGGAAUGGCAAAGGGAGUCAGAAUGCAGAGGAGAAAGAUUAAGGUAUCUGCUCGAGGUAGCUGCAGCUUAGAACAUUGAAUUUGCACUUCCCUCAAGCUGUGCAGACUGGUUCAGUGCGGGGGGAAAAACCACUUCCCAAACUUCCCAAAAGGUAGCAGUUUAAGUGACCAGUGAGAGAAACACAGCUACCAGAAAACUUGAUACUGACACUGGUAUUUGCAGGUAGUUUUCAUCAAGGAAUAGCUUUUUCUUUCCCAGUCUUGAAAAUACACUCUUCAGUCUCAGUCAGCCAAGUGUGUUCAGCUGUGUUACAUUAAGGGAAAGGCAGUCACUUUGCCUGGCAAAUGGUUGGGCUGCAAGCUGUGUUUGCUUUCCAUCGGCAAUACAGUUCUGUAGUGAGCAUAUCCUGCAUCAGCUGUAACCUCUCUGUCUAGCCAAGGCUGCGUGGCAUGGGCUGGCUUCACAAAGACAGGUUUGACCACUGUGGGUGUUGGAAGCUGUACACAGGGUAAACUAUCUCAGGUGAAGGAUGGUUCUCAACAUGGCCUAUCUUUGGACAGCACUCCUUCAUGCCACCUAGACUGUGUAUCAGUUGAGUUCUAAGCAAUCUGUUCCUUUUUGGCUGUGUCUGGUGUAUGUAGGCGUGCCAGUGCCAAAGGCUUUUCCUACUACCUGGCUGCUGGUGGGCUCUUUUGUUUAAUUGGCUUACAAGUGUAAGAGAUCAAACAGCUUUCAUACACAUAGUGUGUGCCAGGGCCUUCUAGAGGAGGCCAUUGUGUAAGAAUCAUAGAAUGGUUGGGGUUGGAAGGGACCUCCAAAGGUCAUCCAGUCCAACCCCACUGCAAUCAGCAGGGACAUCCUCCACUAGAUCAGGUUGCUCAGAGCCUUGUCCGGCCUCACCUUGAAGAUCUCCAGGGAUGGGACCUCAGCUACCUCCCUGGUCAACCUGUUGCAGUGUUCCAGCACCCUCAUAGUGCAGAACUUGUUUCUAACAUCCAAUCUAUAUCUCUGCUCUCACCAUUUUCCCUCAUCCUGUCACUGCAGCCCUUUGCAAACAGUCCCUCUGCAGCCUUCCUGUAGCCCCCUUUAGGUACUGGAAGGCUGCUCUUAGGUCUCCCUGGAGCCUUCUUUUGUCUAGGCUGAACAAUCCCAGCUCCCUCAGCCUGUCCUUGUAGCCGAGGUGCUCCAGCCCCCUGAUCAUCUUUGUGGCCCUCCUCUGGCCCUGCUCCAUCAGGUCUAUGUCCUUGCUGUAUUGAGAGCUCCAGAGCUGGAUGCUACUCCAGGUGAGGUUUCAGCAGAGCAGGGGGGCAGGAUCACCUCUCUCCGUCUGCUGCCCUCACUGCUUUUGAUGCAGCCCAGGCUGCCAGUGGCCUUCUGGGCUGCAAGAGCGUACUGCUGGCUCAUGUCCAGCUUCUCAUCCACCAGCACCCCUAAGUCCUUUUCUGCAGGGCUGCUUUCUAUCACCUCAUCCCCAGCCUGGAGUUCACAAAUCAUCAUAUGGCUAGAAAUUGUCCAGCACAUACCUACACCAGACACAGCUCCGUCAAUUAUGUGGUGAAUUUCUGUUAAGGAAAGUAAUGCUGAGGUGGGAUUCAUUCCUGACUUGUUCCCUCAUCUGAGACCUUGGAAAGGACAUGAGAGCAUUGAGGGCUUCUUCAUUGACGGCAGCUUGACUGCAGCUGGCUUUUAAUUGUUGUGCAGCUAAACCACGGGAAACCAGAACAAGCACCAGGCUGCAAGUGCCUGAAAAUAGAAGCAAAAUAAAGUGGCAUGCCCUGUAAUCUCAGCAAAUGGAUGGGCACAAGGCAAAAAGAUCACAUGCUAGAGAAAAGAAAGCUCAUUGGACUUUAUAAUCACUUCAGAGAAAUCCAUGUUUGGGGAAAGUGGUUUCUGUCUCCACAAACCCAGUUGGGUUUUGCAAGUUGAAGUAUUUCCCCCUUCAGCUGGGUGAAAGGAAUUAGGGGUUCAGCUGUGAUUGACUCAAAGUAUUUAUUUAUUUGUUGUUGUAAUCCAUAAAUCAUGCUUUAAAUAAACCCUCCUUGAACCUUGGUCUCAAAAAGGCAGUUUUAUUGUUCUUCUGAGUGAUAGCACAAAGAGGUCUGAGUGUUCAUGUCUUACAGUGGAGCCUGGUUCCAGCUCUUUGUGCAUGCCUUAGAAAAAUGUCAGCAGAAGCAAGAGAAGGGAUCCAGGAGCUCAAAGUGAAGCAUUUGAUUAAGACAAGUGUGUGACUCCUGCUUCAUGUGCAAAGUGAUUGUGUCAAACCCAGCAUUUUUGUUCAAGGAGAGAAAAGGAUCUUUGCAGAUGGGGUGGCCUGUGAGUGUUCUUCUGGAGGCUGGUUUGGCUGAUUCUCUUGCAUUGCUUUCACUUGGUCUAUAGCAAUAUUAGUGGAAUAAAUUCUUACCAAAAUCUAUGUGUCUAUAUUUAACUGUAAAGAUUGUAGCAGCUGGCGUUUCAGCCUGGGAUGUGCCAGGUGUGGGCUUGUCUCUUGGGUCUUUGUUUUAGCUCCAUAAGUGGACUAGUUUGGUGUGUUAAUCCAUGUGUCUGUAUUUCUUCUGCUUCAUGUCUUGCAUGGGUCUGGUGAUGUUUAUUAAAUAAG
Molecule: messenger RNA, 3475 nt
Organism: Dryobates pubescens (Downy woodpecker)
Lineage: Eukaryota; Metazoa; Chordata; Aves; Piciformes; Picidae
Gene: LTO1
Product: LTO1 maturation factor of ABCE1
Exons: 5
Coding region: 10-450 (146 amino acids)
Source: RefSeq, a predicted model, not a curated record